Molecule: messenger RNA, 1870 nt
Organism: Menidia menidia (Atlantic silverside)
Lineage: Eukaryota; Metazoa; Chordata; Actinopteri; Atheriniformes; Atherinopsidae
Source: the annotation of a GenBank genome assembly
UUUUGGCAUUUUACACAAAGAGGACAAGCAUCUGUUCCUCUCAAAACGCGACCCCGAGCUUUUCCUACAUGACUGCCCUUUUACACCCUCUUCCGUAAAAAAAAAAAAAAAAAAAAAAGACAAGAAGGCUUUCUAAAUUUCGGGAUGUACACGGCCGGGCUCAACCCGUUUUACGCAUCCAACUUCAGCCUCUGGUCCGCGUACUGCGCCGGGGGCUUCGCUGUGGAUACCAUGAAGAAACCGUCGUUUUGCAUCGCAGAUAUUUUGCAGGCCGGGGAUGCGGAGAACAUCCCGGGCUCGUCUGCCCUCAUGGUGCACAUGGGACACCACCACCACCACCACCGCGCCCAGCAGGCGCACUCCGGCGGAUCCCCGCUGCGCCCCUCUCCCGUCGAGCCCUCCGUGUUCGCCAGAGUCAGUCCCGCGUCCCCCUACCACAGACACGGACUACAGCUCACCUCGGUAUCCAGGACGGCUUUCAACUCCCAACAAGCCCCGCCGCCCUCCAGCAAAGACCUCAAAUUUGGAAUCGAUCGGAUUUUAUCCACGGACUUUGAUCCAAAGUGCAAAGAAAAGUCGUCGCUUAGAGAUCUCACGUCCAUUGUUAGCUCGAACCGUCAGUCAGGCCUCCACGUCUCUGUUCAGCCUCCGGCCACGCAGUACUUCUCCUCCAUAGACCACGGGAUGAGCGACGCGUCCUCCAUGAUGAGUUCGCUAGGCAGCAGCAGCAGACAUUCAGGCCAGCAUCAGUUUCAGGACUCCUUCCCAGGUCCGUACGCCGUCCUCACAAAAGACACGAUGCCCCAGACGUACAAGAGGAAAAGGUCGUGGUCCAGGGCCGUGUUCUCAAACCUCCAGAGAAAAGGACUUGAGAAGAGAUUCGAAAUACAGAAGUAUGUCACGAAGCCAGACAGAAAGCAGCUGGCUGCCAUGCUGGGCCUCACAGAUGCUCAGGUGAAAGUGUGGUUCCAGAACAGGCGAAUGAAGUGGAGACACUCGAAAGAGGCCCAGGCCCAAAAGGACAAGGAGAAGGACGAGAAGGCCGAGAAAAGCCCCUCGGAGGCCGACGGGGAGCACAAAGAGCCGACGGAGUCCGAGGGCGAGAGCGAGGCAAGGAGCGAGUGCGACUCCGACGAGGCCGAGGAGGAGGAGGAGAGCGCGGACGGACAUUUGGACAUUCCCGAGCACAACAAGACCAGCGUUAUCACGAGCGGGAGCGCGCAGGCGGGCGGGAGCGCGCAGGCGGCCACGGCCACGGACGCGCCGGCCACGGACACUGCGGCCCCCCAGGGGUCAAUAUGAGGCCGGCCAGGGGACCGGGCCCUCUCCGUUUUUUUUGUUUUUUUUGUACAGAAGAACAGCGAUGCUUUAAAGACACGUCUGGAGUGUAGCAACCGCAACCACAAACAGGUCAGUUUGAUUCUGGAGCAAAAAAAAUACCCAUUUUAUUAGUUAAUCUUCGCACAUUGUUUUAGUCCGGAGAGACACAUGGGAACAUAAGUGGCCAGAAUUAAGGUGAGCAUUUUGUAAGAUGGUGUAUUUUUUCUGUAUAUCUAUUUUUUUUUUGUCUUACAAGGCUGUAAUCAUAAAUCCACGGAUUAUUUUUUUAUUUAAAAUAAAUACUCCCUGCCCCCUUCAGUGUCUCUUUACAUUCGAUUUCUUCUGAUGUUUAUUUUUCCUAACAGAGGAAAAUAUUACGCGGUCUUGUUUUUUUGUUUUUUUUUGUUCAUGUUAUGAACCACUCGUUUCACCUUGUGAAUGAAAUCUCAGAAGAUCAAUUGCUCAUGUACCUAUUUGUUUUGUUUUCUGAUAUAUAGUUGUGCUAUUUUGUUGAUAAUAUUUGCACUGAAAAUAUUGUAAAUAAAAGGUU